UGAUUUCUAUUUAAUUGUCUAUCUUUACACGAGAAAUCGGAGGAAGAGGAUAAGCCAUGGCGGCGGACGCCCAGCGCUCGCUGCGCUCCUCCCCCUCGUUCGGCCUCCACCGCAUGGACGAGAUCGAGAAGGUGUUCGCCCGCUACGACGCCAACGGCGACGGUCGGAUCUCCGCCUCCGAGCUCGACGACGUCUUCCGCGCCCUCGGCUCCACCGCCUCCCCCGCGGAGAUACGCGACAUGAUCGCCGAGAUGGACGCCGACGGAGACGGCUUCGUCGACCUCCAGGAGUUCGCUGAUUUCCACCGCCGCGGCGUCGGCGGCGCAGACGUCGACAAGGAGCUGAGGGAGGCGUUCGACGUGUACGACCUAGACGGCAACGGGCUGAUCUCCGCGGAGGAACUCCAUCGGGUGCUGAAGCAGCUCGGGGAAAAGUGCUCCGUCAAGGAUUGCACGCGGAUGAUCCGAUCCGUCGAUGUGGAUGGCGAUGGGAACGUCAACUUUGAGGAGUUCAAGAGGAUGAUGGCCAACGGCGGCGUCGGACGGAGAUGAAGUCCUCUGCUUCCGUCGGCGGCCGAGGGACCCCUGUUUGAUUGGAGAAAUAGGGCGACUGGGACUAACGAUCUGACGUCAUAGGUUAGCAUUUAGAAUUGUAUCUAAAGAACUAAUUUGGCGUUGGUUUGUGUAUUACUUAGUCUUGGAUCUGGUAAACCUUUAUUGCUUCGAUCAGAUCGCGCAUGUUCCGAUUGCUGUUUAUAAUUUAAAGGCAUAUUUUAGUCCUUAAGUGUUAUUGGAUUUUUAAACAA
Zingiber officinale is the source of this 805-nucleotide messenger RNA. Its product is annotated as probable calcium-binding protein CML18. Lineage: Eukaryota; Viridiplantae; Streptophyta; Magnoliopsida; Zingiberales; Zingiberaceae. The record is from RefSeq and is a predicted model, not a curated record. The transcript has a single exon. Bases 57 to 551 code for a protein of 164 amino acids. Gene Ontology annotation, molecular function: calcium ion binding.